AUGCAAGGAAAUCCGCCCAGGCCGCCUCCUUUAAGUCCGAGGGAUGACCGCGCGAGGCGUGCCGUCCCUCAGGGGUGGGCUGUUGUACAGACACCGGACUCACCACCCACACUCAGCCACGGGACUCCCGGCUACCCUGCGUCUGGCCCGUCCAUCACACCAAUUUUUUUCCCCUCGGCUGCAGGGAACACUUGCCCCCGACCUUUCUGUGCGGAGGCUUUCCUGUCCGCAAGUCCUGUUGACAGUCACAACAGCAGUACCGGGUCUUUCCAGCGGCGCGACUCUGUCAGCUCCGGUUUCUCUCAAGCCGAGAGUUCGGGUUCGCCGUCGGUUUCGGGGAGCAUGGAGCAGGGAGGCCGUUUCGGCCGUUCCCAAAAACCGUUGAGUGGCCUUCGGACCUCGGUGUCUGUGCCGAAUUUUUUCCACGCGAAGCCGACCUCGCUCUUGAGGAAGAAGGGCCGGGAUAUGGACGCCACGGGGAGCGUGGCGCGGGAGGGCGCUUUCUGGGGCGACCUGUUAGACGACGAAAACGAAAAGCCGGCGACGCCUGGCUUGGAGGCGGCCUCCUAUCCGGUCCCUCCCGCGGGUCCGCGGCCGAUCGGAGCCUCGCCUUCGCUCUCUGGCGCGCUCUCGGCGCUCUCCAGCGCGCCCAGCCCGCUCUCUUCCCAUCGAAGUGGGGACGGACACGCGCCGCUCGGCGCUGAGAAGCAGACCGCCGACAAGAGAUUGCCUGGAUAUCGCCGCAGUUUCUUCCAGAAACCGCUCGGCCUCACGCUGUCGAAGCUCGGGAGUCGCGGCGAGAGCUGCCCGGACUUCUUCGCCCAGAACAAAGGCCUCGUUCGAGUCUCGUCGGCGGCGAGUGUUGCUGGCGAAGGCGACUCCGUCAGCUCCUCCUCGUCUGUCGGCACGGACCUCUCCCAACACGGCGGCGUCUCUGAGGAGCCGACUGCUCCCGUCCCCGUUCUCUUGGGGGUGCCCAGCGCCGCAUCUGCCGCCGUGCCCACAAUCUUUGGAGGAUCAACGCUCCGCCAAGUCCACAGUUCGCCCUCGCUCCAAGGAGCCUCUCCAGUCCCGACGCCAACGACCUGUCCUCCCCCCAGUCUGUCUCGCAUCCAAGCGUCCGAGCUGGAGCAGUCGAUCGACACCGAGUUCCUCUCUUCUCUUUCUGCGCGGCGUCUCCGCCUCUCCGCUGGCCCGCCGAACCCUCCGGCCCGACCCAGCCUCCCCUCGGGGAAUCUGCAAUUGCAGCAAAACCGCCAAGGGAACCUCGGCGCCAUUUCGCGGCGACUCUCGAUUCGGCAGCUGGUCCAGAGAUCCUCGGCUGCCCUGGGGCCUCCAGCGCAGCCGAGGAUUGCGUCCAGGGGCGCCACGGGCGACGAAGGGUCGAGCGCGCGACCGGCUGGGGACCGGCCGGGCACUGCGCGCUUUGCUGCCUCCCCACGCGACGCACACCCUGGAUUCGACGAGGAUGCUCUGCGCGUUGGAGAAGUCUCCGCUGUGCCCGAGGAAGUCAACGUUCAGGAAGAAUCCGGCUCUUCUCACGGAUCUUCCCCAGAAGACGGCGUCUCCGACGACGACAGCGGCGGCGCUGGCGCGUCGCCACCCGGAGGGACGGGUUCGUAA
Neospora caninum is the source of this 1623-nucleotide messenger RNA. Its product is annotated as putative ppg3. The transcript is spliced from 3 exons. Bases 1 to 1623 code for a protein of 540 amino acids. The record is from RefSeq and is a predicted model, not a curated record. Lineage: Eukaryota; Apicomplexa; Conoidasida; Eucoccidiorida; Sarcocystidae.